Molecule: messenger RNA, 1386 nt
Organism: Peniophora sp. CBMAI 1063
Lineage: Eukaryota; Fungi; Basidiomycota; Agaricomycetes; Russulales; Peniophoraceae
Source: the annotation of a GenBank genome assembly
AUGAGCGACGAGAAAUACACCAAGGACGCUUUGUCUUCUCUGGCUAGCACUGUCGUCGACAAGGCUCCUUACUUUGGAUCUCUUCCACUUCAUAUCGACUCCUUCAAGCUCUUCUUCGAUGACAAGAACGGAGAGGGCCGCUCUAUUCACACAGCGACCGCGACACAUGACCAGCUGAACGCUCUCGCGGCGGCGUGCUCUGUAGCGCCGUUUGGACGUGGUGCCGAGGCGGUAGUGGACGACACUUACCGCAGGGCGGGGAAGCUCGACUUACCAAACUUCGCCACCCCGUUCGACCCGGCGGCCACAUCACUCGUUGCUGGCAUCAAGGAGUCCGUCCUCGAAGGCAAGGCAUCCAACCGUCCCAUCCGGUUCGAGCUGUACAAGUUGAACGUCUAUGGUGAGGGCGGGUUCUUCAAGACACAUAAGGAUACGCCACGCGGCUCAAAGAUGUUCGGCUCGCUCGUCCUCGUCUAUCCGACUGCUCAUACUGGCGGCGCUCUCGUCUUCCGUCAUCAAGACCGCGAAUGGACGUUCGAUUCCGCUUCCGCUGUCACUCGAGACGGCGCUCCUGCCUUCGGUUACGCCGCAUUCUACAGCGAUGUCGAGCACGAAGUCCUUCCCGUUACGUCCGGCUAUCGCGUUACGAUCACAUACAAUUUGUACUUCGACGAUGUCGACGACGACUCACAAUCCGGCAUCGCGAGCGCUGACUCCCUCGAUAACUCCGCUUUUCGCACUCAGUUGGCCACCUUGCUCGACGAUGCCAAGUUCUUGCCCAAGGGAGGAUAUCUUGGCUUCGGGCUUCGUCACUCGUACCCCAUCGAGUUUGCCGAGGGACUCUGGCCGAAGAGGAAUGGCGUGCAGCAUCUACUUGAUGUUCUCAGAGGCGCAGAUGCCAGUGUUCUUCGCGCCGCCCGUGCGGCAGGGCUCUCCACUCAGAUCCAUGUUGCAUACGAUACUCAGGUCGAGGGCCGGUCCAAAAUGCACGACGUCACCGUCCUGACGACUGAGGUCGUUGGUGGCGAAUUGACGUAUUCCGACUUCUGUUACUUCCUCGAGAAACGCUUCCACGGCGUCCCAUUGUACCCACCGGGCCACAAGAAGUGCGGAGUUGGGCGUGCGGUGCAUUGGGUCACACCACACAUGGGCGGUUCGCGGUUCAAGUCGGUGUAUCUGGCCUAUGGCAACGAGCCAUCUCUGCAGUAUGAGUACGCCGAGCUGUGCCUCCUUGUCGCCGUGGGGCCUCAUGGUGAGAGGACGAUGAAGGGUAAUCUCGAGCAGGUCAAGGGAGAAAGCAACGGAUGGUCCAGUGAUGAGGACGAUUUUGACGAGCGGGUUGUGUACGAGGAUAGUGAAGAGGACGAGGGCGAUGGCGAAGAAUAG